Molecule: messenger RNA, 1990 nt
Organism: Peromyscus leucopus (white-footed mouse)
Lineage: Eukaryota; Metazoa; Chordata; Mammalia; Rodentia; Cricetidae
Product: glutathione S-transferase Mu 1-like
Exons: 8
Coding region: 110-766 (218 amino acids)
Biological process (GO): glutathione metabolic process
Molecular function (GO): glutathione transferase activity
Source: RefSeq, a predicted model, not a curated record
UCCUAGGCCUCUCUGGGAGUCUGCAUAAAAUCACAACUUGUCCAAAGACUCAGCUCAACCCUGCUGCAGCCAGUCUGAGAAGACCAGCACCAGCCACAGCACCAGCACCAUGCCUAUGAUACUGGGAUACUGGAAUGUCCGCGGUCUGACACAACCCAUCCGCAUGCUCCUGGAGUACACAGACUCAAGCUAUGAGGAGAAGAAAUACACCAUGGGGGACGCUCCUGAUUAUGAACAAAGCCAGUGGCUGAGUGAGAAAUUCAAGCUGGGCCUGGACUUUCCCAACCUGCCCUACUUAAUUGAUGGGUCACACAAGAUCACCCAGAGCAACGCCAUCAUGCGCUACAUUGCCCGCAAGCACAAUCUGUAUGGAGAGACAGAGGAGGAGAGGAUUCGUGCCGACAUUGUGGAGAACCAGGUUAUGGACAACCGCAUGCAGCUCAUCAGGCUCUGUUACAACCCUGACUUUGAGAAGCUAAAGCCAGAGUUCUUGAAGACCAUCCCCGAGAAGAUAAAGCUCUAUUCUGAGUUCCUGGGCAAGCGGCCCUGGUGUGCAGGGAACAAGAUCACCUAUGUGGAUUUCCUCGUUUAUGACAUCCUUGACCAGCACCGUAUAUUUCAGCCCCACUGCCUGGAUGCCUUCCCAAACCUGAACGACUUCAUGGUUCGCUUUGAGGGCCUGAAGAAGAUCUCUGACUACAUGAAAAGCAGCCGCUUUAUAUACAAACCAUUUUAUGUAAAGCUGGCCUUUUGGAACCCAAAAUAGGACUACAAAGCUCAGACCCACAAGAAUAUUCAUGACCACCCUGCUGGCUCAGGCCCUUGGGCAUGGCUCUGUGUCCCCACCAAAUGUUUUCUUCUUUCUAUUCCCUAUUCCUCCACUUCUUCUCACAAGCCCCUUCCUUCAGUCAAGCCUCGGAUCCUUGGACUCCCCAUUUCUUCCUCAGUCUCCUGCUCCUAUUCCUUUUUCCUGCCCUGCAUCCAGCCAUCCCUCACUGCUGAUUGGAGGAAUGGGCCUGCCAUGGUCCAUGGCAUAUGACAGCAGAUGAUAACUGAUAUUCAUGAGGUCAAUGAGAUGAAGAACUCUCUGAUGGAGGAAACUCUUCAACAAAGGCUUCCAGGGCCACUGCCUAUGAAUGACUCUUUUGCUUCUGUCUGUACUCUUUCUCAUAUGCCACUACAUUUCUCCCCUAAAAACAGCUAUCAGUAUUUCCCCCACUGCCUGUGUGUUUAUCUUGUGAAUAUAUUCCAUCUACUGGAUAUAUAUAUAUAUCUGUGGAUGGUCAAGAAGAUGAUUUCUUCUUAAGCUGUAUAAUUUUGGUGAAUAGAAAUAAUGCUAGGAUACUUUCAUAGCUCAGGUUGACAUAGGAAAGUAACAGUAUUCUCGGGUACAAAGAUACCUUAUUACACAAUUAGCUGAUUUAAGACCUCAAAGCAAAUUCAAAGUAAACGAGUUGCCCCUGGAAAUGAAUGCACAAGGACAAAUUCUCAAGUGUCUGUUGAACCAAGGUCAGGCACAAAGCGACUUUAGUAGACAUAACAUUCUCUUUAGCCUUUGAUUAUUUUGUACAAACUCCAAAUCUAAGUUUUAUGAUACAAGACUCAAGGUUCAGCCAACUGUUUAUGUUUAGAUCCUGGGAUGCUUUUAAGGUUACUGUCUCUCCAGGAGGUGCUGAAGCAUUCAGUGUUAGGUGGCUCCCACCUGGUCACCAAGGAGCUGGCUGACAGUUAAGCAUUGUCAUGGUAACUCACUUCCAGCCGGUCAGUGUGAUGUCCCAAGUCUGAGAGAAACUGUGUGAUUUCUCAUGUGUUAUCAGAAUGGCUUUUCUUCUUAUUGUUUACUCAAGAAAUGUGUUGUGACCCUCAAAAUGCAACUCAUAUUUUGUCUAGAGUUUUUUGUUGGAGAGAGAUGUAGCUAUGUAGAGACAAAGAGAUUGUCAGAAGAAAAAGAUUUUUCAAGAUGAAAUAAAAGAGAAAGUUACCAUCAGAA